AUGUCUGAUUUUAACUUAGCUGAAUAUACUACAAGAUUUCAAACUUCGGAUAAGGAAUCCUAUACCGAGGUUAAUAAUGCGAACAAUGAAUUGAACAUAGUUACAGAUAGAUUGGCGGUUUCAUCUGAGCAGAUUGAUGCUGAUCCAGAAACAUUAGAAUCAUUUAUCGACCUGUGUCAUGGUUUCCAAUACUUGUCAUCGAAGCUUCAAAAGCAGCUUACAUACCUUAUUAGUUCUUCAUUAAACCAUUUGGUGAGGGAUGUUAACGCACAACUGUCUUCAAACUCCGAUUAUAAUGAGGUCAACUCACUCAUACCACAAUGGAAAAGACAUCUGGAAGAGUACGGUUACUUAACCCAUGUGGUAUUGACAUUUCUACAAAUCACUGUCCAUGACGCCGCUUCGAAAUCAUCAAAUGCGUCAAAGAAGAAAUCUGCCAAUAGCGAAACAGUACAAAAGUUUAAAAACUGCUGUAAUCAAAUUGAAUGCCUUUUGGAGCCAGUUAUUAUGCUAUUAGAAAUAAACUUGUCACGUAUAUUUCAGACUACACCAGAAAGGGAUCUUUUCAUUAGCCUUUUUGUCAGACCUUUAAAUGUUCUUAUAGAAGCAGAGGCCGUCAUAAAACUUCCAUCACUCAAGAUGUUUAUACAAAGAGUAAUUGCCCUAUCUGUCAAGAACCAUGGACAGGUCAGAAUUGCACAAAACACAAUAAUGACAAACCUGACCUACUUUAUCCACUUAUCCAAUUUUAACGCUGAGCUGCUGCAGUUGCUCGAUGACGAAUACGAUUUUCCACAAUUAACUGAAGAUCUAUUGAAAGAAAUAAGUACUAGGGUAUUUAGCGCGAAAGAUACAAACGGUCCAAAAGCAAUCUCGAACUUCUUAAUAAAGCUUUCAGAAUUAUCUCCGAAUAUUAUGCUACGACAAAUGUCUUUGGUUGUUCAACUUCUCAACAAUAGUUCAAUCACUUUAAGAUGUUCAGUGGUAGAAGCAUGUGGUAACAUUGUGGUUAGGCUUGCGAAGGAGCCAUCAACAUUGGAACAUUACCAUCAACAAAUUGCCAUCCUAUUAGAGCUCUUACAAGAACGUUUUCAAGACUCUAAUCCUUAUGUAAGGACGAAAGCCAUCCAAGGCUGUGUAAAAGUAUGUGAGUUGAAGUCUAAGUUUAGAAAAGAAAGGUACGAGAUUACCAAAUUAGCAGUACGUUCUUUGGAAGAUAGAUCAUCGUUAGUUAGAAGAAAUUCCCUGAAAUUAUUAUCUAAACUACUAUUAACACAUCCAUUUGUCGCUGUUCAUGGAACACAAUUAAAAUUGAGCAAUUGGAAAAAGUAUCAAGCAUUAGCACUGGCCAGUUUGGAAAAAUAUGAGAAAGAAACAGAUAAUAACGAAAUUGAAAACGAAGACGAUGAUGGCAACAUGGAAAUAGAUAGAGAACUCAGUUCGAACGGAUAUGUCCCUACUGGUAAUGAAUUAGCCGAUAUAGAAAAUGAAGCAGAGCAAUCAGAAACACCAGCCGCAGAGACUGUUAUGAAACUGAAGCUGAUUGCAUUAUACUACAAAGAGGCUAUAGCUUUUAUCAAUUUGAUACACAAAGCGAUUUAUUCUGCUUCUGGCUUAUUAUUCUCAAGAAAUAGAAAUGAAGUUCUAGAAUGUAUGGAUUUCAUAGUUUUAUCAGAUGCCUAUGGAAUAGAGUGUAGUAAUGUUGGUAUAAAGAAGAUGUUACAUCUGGUUUGGAUGAAAGGCAACUCUGAUGAGGGAACAAGUGUUAGCUCUCAUUUGAUUGCAUGUUAUCAACAAUUGUUUUUAACAACUCCAGAAAAUAUUACUGCAAAAGAGAAAGCACUUUACAUUGCCAAAAAUCUCAUACAAUUGACCGUUGAUGCGACAGUUUCAGAUCUAACAUCUCUCGAACAAUUACUAGGUAUGAUGUAUGAACACAAACUGAUUAAUGAAAUAGUUAUAAACACACUUUGGGCAAUUUACAACACAGCUUCCAAUGCAGAUAAUGGCACCGAGAAAUCAUUUGUUAAAAAUCAAAUUCAUGGUGCAAUCAUUGUGCUAGGAAUGCUAGCCAAUGUUAACAGCGAUAUAAUAUUGAAGGGUAUUGAUUCUAUUUUAAACAUUGGCCUGGGAAGUGCUGGUUUUGAUGACCUUAUCCUUUGUAGAUAUUCGUGUAUUGCACUGGGACGUGUAGUACCCAAGAAAAGUUUAUUCCUAGACAGUAUAUUAUCCGAAGAUCAAGAAAUGCAGGCAGUGCAGAAGCUAGGACAACACAUAAUAUUUGCAACAACCAACCCAAAUUAUUUUGCAAUGGCUGAAAACGCAAUAAACGCACUUUUCAAUAUCUCCUCUAAGCCAGAUAUAGUAAUCGCGGACCUUAUAAAAGAAAAGACAAUGAUGACAUUUGGAAAACCUGAAAAUGACAGUUCUAUCACGUCAACUGAUAUAUCAAGGACGGAUUCAUUAAGCCAAUUGUUAUUUAUAGUAGGCCAAGCUGCGAUUAAGACACUAGUAUACUUGGAAAAAUGUGAAGCAGAAUUUAAGAAAAGAAAAAUAGAGGCUGAAUCUAAAAUCGGUCAAGAAAAGUCAAAGAAUGAAGGACCAACAGAUCCAAAUGCAACCGCUAACGAGACUAAAGAUAAUGAACUAGAAAUGAUUGGAGGUACAAAUGAAGAUGACUUUGCAGAUGCUAUCAAUUAUGUGAAAGAAACUGAGCUUUUAUUUGGGCCUGAGUCACUCUUUGGUAAAUUUUGCCCAAUUGUCGAAGAAAUUGUUUCUAAUAGUACUAGAUUCCAAGACGUUGUGUUACAAAGAAGUGCUGCCCUUUGUUUGGAGAAGCUAAUGUGUAUAUCUUCCAAAUACUGUGAGAAGAGUCUACCUUUAUUGAUUACAGUGAUGGAAAAAUCGAAAGAUCCUGUGAUAAGAUCAAACGCAGUUUUAGGUCUUGGUGAUAUGGCAGUAUGUUUCAAUAAUCUGAUCGAUGAGAAUACAGGUUUCCUAUAUCGCCGUUUACAUGAUAAGAACUUGAUGGUCGAAAGGACAUGUUUAAUGACAGUUACCUUUUUGAUUUUGGCAGGGCAAGUGAAAGUAAAGGGCCAAUUGAGUGAGAUGGCUAAAUGUCUAAUUAAUCCUGACCAAAAUAUUAGCGAUAUGAGUCGGUUAUUCUUCUCAGAACUUGCUACAAAAGAUAAUGCUGUUUAUAACAGUUUUAUUGAUAUUUUUAGUAAUUUGUCUGCUGAUACAGAUAUUACUCAGGAAUCAUUCAAAAAGAUCAUGAAGUUCUUAACCUCAUUCAUAGAAAAGGAAAGACACCAGAAACAACUUGUGGACAAACUGAUUGGGAGACUAGCGAAUUGUGAUGACCAGAAGCAAUGGGAUGAUAUUGCGUAUGUGUUGAACACUUUACCAUAUAAAGAUGACAGAGUUGCCCCACUCUUAGAAGCUGGCUUUAAGAUGGUGGAGGCCAAAGAAUGA
Nakaseomyces glabratus is the source of this 3474-nucleotide messenger RNA. It is a transcript of the gene YCS4, whose product is annotated as condensin subunit YCS4. Gene Ontology annotation, cellular component: condensed chromosome, centromeric region; nucleus; condensin complex. Lineage: Eukaryota; Fungi; Ascomycota; Saccharomycetes; Saccharomycetales; Saccharomycetaceae. Gene Ontology annotation, molecular function: histone binding. Gene Ontology annotation, biological process: meiotic chromosome condensation; mitotic cell cycle; mitotic chromosome condensation. The record is from RefSeq and is a predicted model, not a curated record.